Rotaria sp. Silwood2 is the source of this 474-nucleotide messenger RNA. Lineage: Eukaryota; Metazoa; Rotifera; Eurotatoria; Philodinida; Philodinidae. The record is from the annotation of a GenBank genome assembly.
AUGAAUUUAAGUCAAACGGGUAAAUCUAUUAUAUAUAAUCAUAUGUCGAUACGUCUGAUGAAGAACAAAAAUUUAACAAUUGAUUCAGAAGAAUUAUUAACAAUAUUAAAUAAUUUUCAUAAUGAUCGAAUUAUAAAUGAAAAUUCUCUUAAUAAACAUCAAGUUCAAUAUGAAAUGUUAUGUUUAAGAACAGGUUGUGAAGCCUACAGAGGAACAGCUAAACAUUUACCACAACUUUAUAUAUUACUAAGAGAUUCUAAUAUUGAGUUAAAAAUUCCAAUAAAAUGGUUUAUGCAAAUUUCUCAAGCAAAAGAAAAUUAUCUUCGUUGUUUUGAAUCAAUUUAUUCUUAUUUUUCAUCAACUAUGUCAAAUGGUUAUCUUAAAUGGUUUCUUAUUAUAUUUGCAUUUAUUAUUAAUAAACUAAAUUCAAUUAAUCAAAAAAUAAUUCCAAAUAUUCUUGAACAAAAAGGAUGA